This is a messenger RNA of Lactuca sativa (garden lettuce), 1077 nucleotides long. Its product is annotated as annexin D4. Gene Ontology annotation, molecular function: calcium-dependent phospholipid binding; phosphatidylserine binding; calcium ion binding. The record is from RefSeq and is a predicted model, not a curated record. Lineage: Eukaryota; Viridiplantae; Streptophyta; Magnoliopsida; Asterales; Asteraceae. Gene Ontology annotation, cellular component: cytoplasm; plasma membrane. Gene Ontology annotation, biological process: response to heat; response to salt stress; response to water deprivation.
GUGUUUGUAUAUUAUGGUUAAUGCUGUUGUUAUUGCUGCUGUUCUAUCCCUUGCUCGAACCUACUUUUUUCUACGGAGAGGUGUGUCGUUGGUUCCGGAAAAUGGUUCAGCCUAAAAUCAAUAUGAUGAACAAGGACGAUUUCUUCCUCUUUCAUAAGUUAUACAUCGCCUGGUCACAAGAUCCAUGGGAACGCGAUGCAUUUUACAUAAGAGAAGCAUUCUUAGCUGGGCCUACAUCAUAUAACGUCAUCAUGGAAAUCACAUGCACAAGAUCAUCAUAUGAGCUAGUGGCAAUUAAAAAGGCUUAUCACUCCCUAUUUAAAACUAACCUCGAUGAAGAUGUUGCUCGUUAUAUCACCAGCGCUGAAAUCGAACACAAGCUUCUCACUGCAUUGGUGCGUGGGUAUCGUGACGAAGGCUCUGUCGUUAACGAAAAGCAUGCCAAUUCUGAUGCCUUAACAAUCUACUCUGUCCUGAGUGUCCCUGAGAACCCUCUUUUGGAUGACUACGUCGUGAUGAUUCUAGCAUCUAGGAGCAUUCUCCACAUCAAGUCUGUGCUCCGGCAUUACCAAGAAACAACUGGAAGUUCCCUUUAUGACGAACUUGGGACAACUUACCCGAUCAUGAAGGACACGUUACAAUGCCUGUGUUCACCGUCUAGUUACUUUUGCAAGGUCAUAGAAGCGGCCAUGCAAGUACCAGGAGAAGCAAAUGAGACCAGAAAAGAAGAUCUAGCUCGUGUGAUUGUGACCCGGGCAGACGUUGAUAUGAAGAAUAUCAAACAAGAGUUUUACCGCAAGAAUGGGGUUACUCUGUCUCAAAGAAUCUUUCGUACAGGCAGCAGGAACUAUAUCGAGUUUCUGUCUAUGUUGAUCACAAUGGAGGAGGACACGGAGAUCGAGAGCGUGUCAAAUUAGCUUAGAACUAGUUUCCUUCAGUUUGACUCUAUGAUAAUAUGAUAUUAUGUAUGACUUGUUAAUAUUUUGCUAGUACCUAUAUUUUUAUGGAUUCGCAUCAAACCGAAAGCUACCUUAAUGUUCUUGGGGUUUUUGAAGCAAUGGAAAUACAAGUUAUUUA